Messenger RNA from Thunnus maccoyii (southern bluefin tuna), 2448 nucleotides. RefSeq names its product cyclin-dependent kinase inhibitor 1D (gene cdkn1d). The transcript is spliced from 3 exons. The record is from RefSeq and is a predicted model, not a curated record. Lineage: Eukaryota; Metazoa; Chordata; Actinopteri; Scombriformes; Scombridae. The coding region runs from base 305 to 856 and encodes 183 amino acids. Gene Ontology annotation, molecular function: cyclin-dependent protein serine/threonine kinase inhibitor activity. Gene Ontology annotation, cellular component: nucleus. Gene Ontology annotation, biological process: signal transduction by p53 class mediator; regulation of mitotic cell cycle.
CUGCAUUUAAUAGUCGUAGGGAUUUAUGAUAGCGAUGUUUACAUCCUGGCUGCGCUCCAACAAGACUGUUUUGAUCGAGACACACGUGACCCACCUCUCUAAUAGGACGUCCCCCUGAGUCCAUAACAAACAAGUCGCAGAUAAGGGGACACGACCAGACCCUCCCUAUUAGUGUCCACUCAAACUUUCAACGUGAAAGUGUUUGUUUCAACUUUUUAUUCUAACGUUGACUUGGAUGACUUGUGCGUAAUUUCUACAAGAAACUUUUGAUUACUCAUUGACUACUAAUUGACGCUGAUGGGACAUGGAGAUGGCCUCUUCAUCAACAGCAACAGCAGGACCAGCUAUGUCGUCUGACUCGGAGCUUUCUCGACUCGGGGGCAUCGAGGCCUUGAAGCUGAAGGUGGGGCCGGUGCGGAGGAAUCUCUUCGGGCCCGUGGACCACCAGCAGCUGCAGCACGACUUCCAGCGGCUGCUCUGCAUGAGCGUGGAGGUGGCCAACAAGCGUUGGAACUUCGAUUUCCAGAGCGACGUGCCGGGACAGGCCGACAACAUCGAGUGGGAGGAGCUCAGGUGCCAGGACGUGCCGACGUUUUACCGCAGCUGCACGGUGAGGCCAGUGGUGCGGCCUGGAGGCGGGGCGGCGAAGGGCAAGAGGCGGAUGUCGUCUUCGUCAGGCGAGGGUUCGCCAAUUUCUAGCAGCUCGUCAGGGUCCGGGGAUGAGUACCUGGAGGUGACCACAAGGGGGUGCUACAGGAUCCAACGGCUGGGAAAACAUAGACAGGCUUCCAUCACAGAUUUCUUCAAGGUGAAGAAGAGGAAGCUUCUCCACUACAAAGCAUCCUCUCGGCAGUAGAAAAGCACAACGAGACCCAGAGGAGGAUCACUUAGUGGUCGACAUCCUCUACACGUCACCUCACAUAGAUCUUGUAUCUUAUGUAUAUAUGUAGCAUUAUGUAACAGACUGUCCACAAGCUCAUGCAGCAUGGGCUUAAAAACUCCUCUGACACCACAUACCUUAAACUUUCAGCACAAGGAAGCUACGAUUUUCCUAGUUAAUCAAGCUCAGACUUUAACAACGGUUUUUGUGGAUAAUUAUAAAUAUUAUAUACAUCUUAUAUACUGUUUUUCUCAGCUUUAGACUAUACUGUGAAAUGAUUUUGAAUGCACUCUUUCAGGAAAUAACAGAAAAUGAGCUCUUGUUCUAGGAGGUAAAUUUUCUUCUGAACGGGUCUCAGAUAGUAUUUGUCAAGGUCCUGACCUCAGUCCUCGACCUUUUUUCUCCCUCUUGCUAAAAGUCAUAAGAGGUUUUGAUUAGAUGAGUUACUAUUCCUGGCCGCGCACCAUGCUUACAGCCUUUAGCCUCACCCCCAUCGCUCCGAGAGCUCAGGAGGGGUCAAAACCUCAAAAUUGGCAGCGCGACCGUGAUUAGCUCCAGGUUAAAGGUCAACGGUGGAGGUUCAGCGAUGAGGUAAUGCGGCUUAAAUUCUGAGUAAUAAUAAUAAUAAUGUUUCAUAUGUGACUAUUUAUUUAUUAUUCACGAUGCUAGAUCAUCGUCGAAAUAAAUUAAAAAUGGAAAAAAAAAGAAUAGACGAGCAAUGUGUAAAACGAGGUAAGAUAAGGUGUUUGUGGAACCCUGUGCCAUUGCCCCCAAAUUAUGCCUGAUUAUGGCUCACAUACACUCCACCGUUGCCACUUAAAAACAUUGGCCAUGUAUAAUUUACACAAUCGCAACAUAGCAAAACAAAUUUCCAACUAUUUUCACUUUUUGCUUUGUAAUAUUUGCAUAACGGGGUUGUAAAAAUCAGCUUUUCUUUGGCAGCAGACCAGAACAUACCUUAUUUAGGGUUUUUUUUUUUUUUUUCAGCUUUAUGCUUUUAACAAUGUAGCAUUUCCCACUCUUUGUCUUCAUGUGAUGUCCCAACUUUUUAAAUAUGCUUUUCUCCUUGAAGGGAAUGUAGCAUUUAAUCACUGUGUUGCAGCUCAGAUCAGAGGAAUCAACACUGGUUCCGCUUCUGGUGAUUUUAUAUGAAGAGUCGAGCCGCGUCACAUUUAGUCAUCAAGUGUUUGCAUUGGGUAUAUAUAAGCAUGUAAGUGUUUGUGUGUGAAUGUGUUGGUUUGGUGUUCGUGUUGAGGUUUUUCCCACCAGUUGUUAAAGUUGUGGCAGCUGAGGCAGUUGAACCAAAGAGGAAUUACUGUGCCAUUUAAUUAGCAACACAUCAUUUAUACAAGCCGCUCACAGCUUGACUGAUCAGUUACGGGUCACAGAAGAUCUCAAACCUGCAUAGAUCUUCAACUAUAUAGUGAAAACACACUAAAAAAAAAAAAAGACAAAGUCACUGUGUUUUUAAAGUUUUCUGUGAUCCAUAACUGCACAAUCUUCAAGUUUGAUGUGCUUGCUUCUUUUUUCCUUUCCUACAGUGAUUCUAAUUUGUAAAUGGAUAAAAA